AGCUGGCCAACCUCGAAAAUCAUGCGGGUGGGUGGAGUUUACGUAUGGUUCUCGUUUUCAUUUCCUACACUCGUUCGCCCUCCAUCGUGCGCCGGCACGGCAUCGGAACUGCGCACUGGCGACCACAUCGAGCCGUAUACAUCGUGUUCACCGUCCGGGUCCCACAACAGAUGAUAUCGCUUAAAUGGGGGGAGGGGACGGACUCCUUCCGACUGUUGGAAACGCGACAUCAUACUCCAUCUCUCACAUCGACCCUCUCCAUCUGGCGGAGCAUCCCCCACCUCACCAUAUUUUGCCAUGGCAACAGCAAACGGAAGCGCAACUCGCAAAGGAGCACUAACUCCGAGUUAUCCGAUAUUGACAAUAUCACCGGAAAGAUGCACAGAAAAGCUCAAGGCAUUCAGCAGCCGUCAGAAGCCGGGGUUGCUCAAUUUGUUUUCCGACAGCGACUUCAAAAAUUACGGGGGCAAAGGUGCGGAACUCGUCAACAGCCUGAUCUCGAGAGGCUGUCCCAGAGAAAUGGCGGAACAAUUCUCUGUUUUGGUGCUAUAUGAUGUGGUCAUCUUGAUUGAUAACAGCGAUUCACCGGAAGCCGAGAAUGCUCGAAGAGAGACGUUAAAGACAUUGUUGGAUGCAAUUGUCGAUGUUUACGAGCUAGCCAAUGACAAAGGUGUGGUCUCUGUCCGGUGCUGCAAUCUCCACGACCAAUGUACAGAUCAUAAAGACGUCCGAAGAUCAGAGGUCUCUGGAAUCCUCGAGACAAUUAAAUACGGCGAAUCCGCCGAAGUUGGUGGACAGCUGAAGAAACGCAUUCUGAGGCCUUUUGUCGAGCACAAAACCAUGAUCAGGCCUUUACUCACUAUCGUCAUUACGAACGGCAAUCCUGAGGCGGAAACUAAGGAUGUUUUGAAGACGGCCAUCAACAACUGUCUCGUGAAAUUGUCCCAAGACCCUACCAAAACAGAAGAUGCUGUGGCUUUCAUGUUUGCACGAGUCGGCGGAGAUCAGGCUGGCAAGGAGCUCGUAAAAGAUCUUGAUAACGAUCAGAUCUUGGGAGCGUGGAUUGAUUGCCUACCGGUCGAAUCUCGCCUGAAAGAUUUCCGUCCGUAUGGUCAUCGGCCUUACUGGGAUGUGCUCUGGAAGCUUAUGCUUGGAGCUCUAUACAAAGUUAUCGACGCCAUGGACGAUGACUCUGAGCUCGAUGAGGACUUCCUGAUGCCACUAGUUUCUAGUAGACCUAAGGCUCGCAACCAAUCGCGAGAUAACCGUAUAGCUGUUCCUUCGGCAGGUCCGCCCCCCAAACUUCCGAUGCUGGACGCACCUCACGGAGUGCGACCUUCCGCCGAAUCUCGUCGUCGAAUACCUGCGCCAGUGGAGGCACCUUCCCCGGAGGUCGUUCCCUACCCUGUAUCGGGGGAAUUACAUAACGGCAGUGCGUUGAAAGAAACUCAUUCGAGCAUGCGUGCAUCCCAGGACUCGUCACACUCUAUCAACCCUCCGAAAGACCGGGAUUCCGAACAUAAUACCUGACGCCAGCCACCCGUCAACCGAAAAAGGCUUCAAGCCCUCCACGACAGCGACAGGAAUAAUCCUAAACCGAUGGUCUACCAUUCGAGAUGUGGUGGGCCCACACGCCGAUCACUGGCCUUCCCGCUUGAAAUUUCACAUGCCUGAAUUGGAUGAUACACGCUUGCUGCUAAAGGCUGAGCAGCGUCGCCAAGAUCACGACCCACCACUGUU
Tricharina praecox is the source of this 1740-nucleotide messenger RNA. RefSeq lists its product as uncharacterized. The record is from RefSeq and is a predicted model, not a curated record. Bases 298 to 1530 code for a protein of 410 amino acids. NCBI's taxonomy places the organism in Eukaryota, Fungi, Ascomycota, Pezizomycetes, Pezizales, Pyronemataceae. The transcript is spliced from 9 exons.